AUGGCUUCUGCCCCGCAAACCAACGGCCACGCGGCCAAGCCUGUCACGAUUGCCGUCGUGGGCGCCGGCAGCCGUGGCACGACAUAUGCAGCGUACGCUCUCGAAAACCCAGAGCUUGCCAAGGUGGUCGCUGUGGCCGAGCCGAGCAGGCACAGACGCGACGUCUUUUCACGCAAGCACAGGCAAGUCGAGCGCGUGCGGGAGACGAGAGGCCAGACAAUGCGCAUCCGACAAGAUUUGCAAUUUUCAAACUGGAAGGGUCUCAAAGCACAAGGCAAAAUUGCUGAUGCAGUUGUUAUCGCGGUCCAGGACCACCAACAUGUCGAAGCUGUGCAAGACUUUGCAGAGCUUGGAUAUCAUAUCCUGUGCGAAAAGCCAAUGGCUACAUCCGUUGCCGACUGUGUCAAGAUUCGUAAUCUGGCACAAGCUACAGCGCCAAAAGUCUUUGCCAUGGGUCAUGUCCUUCGCUAUUCGCCAUAUAACUGUGCCGUCAAGGAUGUCAUUGACUCUGGCGCCCUCGGCGAAAUUGUCAACAUCCAGCACAUUGAGCCAGUCGGCAACCAACACUUUGCGCACUCGUACGUGCGCGGCAACUGGCACAAAGAGGCCGACUCUUCAUUCGCACUCAUGACGAAAUCCUGCCACGACAUUGACAUUGUCAACUUUUACCUCGAUGGACUCAAGCCCACCAAAGUGCACUCCUUUGGCUCGCUUCGCCACUUCAAAAAGUCGCAAAAACCGGUCGAAGCCGGAUCCGCCAAGCGCUGUCUUGAAUGCGCGCAUGAGAAGAACUGUGUGUGGAGUGCUAAGAAGAUUUACAUUGAUACCCUGAAAGGAAACGUCGAAAAGUGGGCGAGACAUUUUGUCGACUCGGAAGUCCUCGACAUUGAAAAUGUGACCGAGGCGCUAAACAGAACAAAUUAUGGCACUUGCGUCUACGAGGGCGAAAACGACGUCGUCGACCACCAAAUUGUAAACAUCGAGUACCAGGGUGGCAUCACCGCCAGUGUCACCAUGUCUGCAUUCACCGAAUCUGUGUGUCAACGCGGCACACGCAUCCAAGGUACCAAGGGCGAGCUAAUCGGCGACAUGACUACAUUUGAUGUCUUUGACUUUCUGUCUAGGACAAGCAAACACUACACGCCCAAGCUAGAUGGCGGCUAUCACGGUGGCGGCGACACUGGCCUAGCCCGUGCCUUUGUGAGCGCGGUCGCGCAAAGCAAUCAGAGCAUUCUGCGUGUCACCAUUGACGACAUUUUGGAUUCGCAUCUGCUGGUGUUUGCUGCUGAGAAAGCGCGCAAGGAGAGCUGUGUCGUGGAUUUUGACCAGUUUAAGCAUGCGAGCACGGACACCAAUGUUUCCAAUUCGAUAAUUGCAGGUUGA
This is a messenger RNA of Beauveria bassiana ARSEF 2860, 1383 nucleotides long. RefSeq names its product NAD-binding Rossmann fold oxidoreductase, putative. The record is from RefSeq and is a predicted model, not a curated record. The transcript has 9 exons. Gene Ontology annotation, molecular function: nucleotide binding. NCBI's taxonomy places the organism in Eukaryota, Fungi, Ascomycota, Sordariomycetes, Hypocreales, Cordycipitaceae. The coding region runs from base 1 to 1383 and encodes 460 amino acids.